This is a messenger RNA of Exophiala mesophila, 1506 nucleotides long. RefSeq lists its product as uncharacterized. Gene Ontology annotation, molecular function: transmembrane transporter activity. Lineage: Eukaryota; Fungi; Ascomycota; Eurotiomycetes; Chaetothyriales; Herpotrichiellaceae. Bases 1 to 1506 code for a protein of 501 amino acids. Gene Ontology annotation, cellular component: membrane. Gene Ontology annotation, biological process: transmembrane transport. The record is from RefSeq and is a predicted model, not a curated record. The transcript is spliced from 5 exons.
AUGGCUCUGAAUAAAGACGCGUCGUACGCUCAAGAGGUUGAUGUGGCUGGUGGUCAGUUCGAGAUGGAAAAGGCCGACCCAGAAGGCGCUCUUGCGACCAACGUCGUCUCUGCGAUCGACCACGUCGCGGAGAAGAAACUUCUGCGAAAACUGGACAUUCGUAUCAUGCCAUUGAUCAUGGGGUUGUAUCUCUUUUCUUUCUUGGAUCGAGUCAAUAUCGGAAACGCUCGAGUGUAUGGCAUGGAAGAGAGCCUGGGACUCACGGGCUCUCAGUUCCAAUUGUCGGUCAGCAUUUUCUUCGUCACUUAUGUUCUUUUCGAAAUCCCCUCCAAUAUGAUCAUCAAGAAGAUCACGCCUUCUAAAUGGCUGGCGUUUAUAACCUUUUCAUGGGGCAUCAUCUCGACCUUGACAGGAAUGACCCAAAAUCUCGGAGGUCUGAUCGCCUGUCGGAUCCUCAUGGGAAUCUUCGAAGCCGGAUUGUUCCCUGGUCUAUCGCUAUACCUCACAACAUUUUAUACACGACAGGAACUGGGUCUGCGAUACUCGUGGCUCUUCACCUGUAACGGCCUGGCAGGUGCUCUGGGAGGAUUGGUCGCAUACGCAAUUGGACACAUGGAAGGCGUGGGAGGACUUGAAGCCUGGAGAUGGAUCUUCAUUCUCGAGGGUCUUCCAACCAUUAUUCUAGGCGCAAUCACCUGGUUCGCACUAGCGGAUUUCCCUCAGACAGCACAUUACCUCUCACAAGAGGAGAGAGACUUGCUCAUGGCCCGGCGCGGUCGACAAGCCGGGUUCAGUGCGUCGUGGGACGAAAUGCAUAAGUCAGAUGUGAUGAAAGGUGUCAAGGACUGGAAAGUCUAUGUUAUGGCCUUUGGCCAGUUUUGCGGUGCUUCUAUGCUUUACGGAUACAGCACUUUCUUGCCCACCAUCAUCUUGGAUCUAGGAACCUGGAAUCGAGUCGUCACUAACGCCAUGACCAUUCCCUGCUAUGCUCUGGGUGUCAUCACUUAUAUCAUCAUCGGCUGGAUCUCCGACCGGCUUCAACUAAGAGGAUGUUUUCCAGCGGCUUGUGGCAUCAUCUCUGUGAUUGGUUAUGGUGUUCUCCUGGCUCCCGUGAGUGCUGCUGCGCAUUAUGCUGGCUGCUUGCUGGUGGGGAUGGGUUUGUAUGUCUUUGUUGGAAUGCCUUUAGCAUGGCUUCCGAUGAAUUGUCCCAAGUAUGGCAAGCGAGCCUUUGCCUCUGCUUUCCAACUCACCAUUUCUAAUUUGUCUGGUGUCAUUGUUCCAUUCCUGUACACAAGCAACUUCGGUCCUCGGUACAUUCAGGGAAAUGGAGCUGUUCUCGGAUGGGUCGGCACUGGAACUAUCAUCUACGGCAGUAUGUUCAUGUACUAUGUACGCAAGAACGCUGGCAGGCUUUCCGGCAAGGAAGAUCAUAAGAUCGAAGGCAAGACUGAGGAAGAGAUUGCCGAUAUGGGUGAUGAGUCUCCACGAUUCAUUUACGUCACGUAG